GUUUUAGAGACCGUUGCCGGUGAGAAUGUUUCUGAGACCGCAGGGCAAGAUGCUGGUUCCCAGCAUGCUGCUGCUGCUUAUGCUCCCAGUGACCGGCGCCGCUACGGAGCUCUCCGUGACGGAGUCUCUUCAGUCCGGACUCGCUGGUCUAGGGGUGUCGGGCGACCACGGGCCACCGGGCCUGGUUUCGCCGGGGUCUACCGGGGAGCAGGUAAAGCAGGUACAGCCGGAGGUGGCCGAGGAGGAGGGGAGCCACCACGGCGGAGGAUUCAAGAUCGUGCAAUGGGAGUGGAGUUAUGUUCAGACCCCCUACAUCAUCUCCGUGUGGCUGCUGCUCGCCAGCCUGGCCAAGAUCCUGUUCCACCUGUCCCAGCGCUUCACCACGGUGGUCCCGGAGAGCUGUAUGCUAAUCCUACUGGGCCUGGUCCUGGGGGGAGUCGUGCUCCUGGCCCAUGAGAAGCAGCUCUACCAGCUGGAGCCGGGACUCUUCUUCCUCUUCCUCCUGCCCACCAUCGUGGGGGACGCAGGCUACUUCAUGCCGUCCCGCCUCUUCUUCGACAACCUGGGGGCCAUCACCCUGUACGCGGUGGUGGGCACGCUGUGGAACGCGUUCUGCACCGCCUUCUGCCUCUACGGGGUCAAGCUGCUGGGGGUCAUUGAUGAGAAGGUGGACGCAGGGCUGAUGGACUUCCUGUUGUUUGGGGCGUUGAUCUCAGCCGUGGACCCGGUGGCUGUCAUCGCUGUGUUCGAGGAGGUCCACGUCAACGACACGCUCUUCAUCAUCGUCUUCGGAGAGUCACUGCUGAACGAUGCUGUCACCGUGGUACUCUACAAGGUGUACAUGUCUUUUGUGGAGGUGGGCCCGGCUAACGUGGGGACAGCAGAAUGUAUGAAAGGUUUGGUCUCCUUCCUGGUGGUGAGUCUGGGAGGCACUCUGGUAGGCCUGGUGUUUGCUGUGAUCCUCAGCUUCACCACCAGGUUCACCAAGAAGGUCCGCAUCAUCGAGCCGCUCUUCGUCUUCCUGCUGGUCUACCUGGCCUACCUGACUGCAGAGCUUUGCUCCCUGUCUGCCAUACUGUCGAUGACGUUUUGUGGGAUUGGGGCUAAUAAAUACGUGGAGGCCAAUAUUUCCCAGAAGUCUCGGACCACGGUGAAGUACACCAUGAAGACCCUGGCCAGCAUCGCUGAGACCAUCAUCUUCAUUUUCCUCGGCAUCUCGGCGAUGGAUAAGACCAAGUGGGCCUGGGACACGGGUCUGGUGGCCUGCACCCUCGUCUUCAUCCUCCUCUUCAGAGCCAUGGGUGUGAUUGGUCAGACUUGGGUUUUGAACCGGUUCCGGCUCGUCCCAUUGGAUAGGAUUGACCAGGUGGUGAUGUCGUACGGGGGUCUGCGGGGGGCCGUAGCGUUUGCCCUGGUGGUCCUGCUGGACGGGGAGAAAGUGAAGGCCAAAGACUACUUUGUAGCGACCACCAUCGUAGUGGUAUUCUUCACCGUAAUGUUCCAGGGGUUAACUAUUAAACCUCUGGUCAAGUGGCUCAAGGUUCCUCGCUCCACCAACAGGAAGCCCACCAUCAACGAGGAAAUACACGAAAGGGCGUUUGAUCAUAUUCUGACUGCAGUGGAAGACAUCGCUGGUCUGCAAGGAUAUCAUCACUGGAGAGACAAGUGGGAGCAGUUUGAUAAGAAGUACCUCAGUAGGCUUUUGCUGAGGAAGUCUGUGUACCAGAAGAGUGAACUGUGGGAAGCCUACCAGAAGAUCAACAUGAGGGACGCCAUCAGUGUCAUCGACCAGGGAGGGAAUGUGUUGACCUCCAGGCUGUCCCUUCCCUCCAUGGCCAGCAGGAGUUCGUUCCCUGAGGUCACCAACGUCACCAACUACCUCAGAGAGAAUGGUAGCGGUGUGUGUCUGGACCUCCAGGUGAUAGAUAACGUCCCAGGAGCCAGGGUGGAAGAGGACAGUGAGACGCACCACUUUCUCACCGGGAACCUGUACAAACCACGACGACGGUACCAGUCCCACUACAGCAGACACUUCAUGCCGGCGGGGGAGCAGGAGCGGCAGGAGCGGGAGGUCUUCCAGAGAAACAUGAGGAGCCGCAUGGAGAACUUCAAAACGUCCAGACACAAGAGACACAAGAAAGACCGCAGCCAGAAGAAGCAUCGAGGAUCAGACACCAGGGAGCAGGAAGGAAAUGAAAAACCUCGACGUAACGUCAGUUGGCAGGACAAAGAUCCAGUGGUGGUUCCGGUGGAUUCGGAGAUGGAGGACGAGAGAGAGGAAGAGGAGCGUUCCGAGAAAGAGGAAGACAUUGGUAUUACGUUUGUCGCUCGCAAGGAGGAACCACCAAAACAACGACCUCAAUCAGUUCCAGCUGCUCUGGAGGCGUGUGACAGCCCCUCGAUGGCCUCCCCCACCUGCGGGGAGCGCUUCCUCCCCUGGAAGGUCGGCGCCGGCUCCCUCCCUCCCUGCGUGUCCGUCGAGGCCACCAAGGUCAUCCCCGUGGACCUGCAGCAGGCCUGGAACCAGAGCAUCUCAUCUCUGGAGAGCAUCUCCUCCCCGGCCUUGCCCCCUCCCGCCCUAAACCCUAACCCCAGGUUCUCGGUCCUCUCCCGGCUCGCCGGCCAGCGACCCGUCUCCUCCCCUCCUUGUUCCUCCAGCCAAUCAGAGAAGGAGCAGCAGAAGGAGGAGGAGGAGGAGGAGGCCUUGUCCGAGCAGCAGCAGGAGGAACAGCCCCUCAUGUCCGUCAGGCCCCCUGCUCCUCCUCUCAGCUCCACCCCCGGAGAAAGGAGGAGGAACCCAUGUGUCUACCUGAGGAGCCUGGUGACAGUGCCCCCUGCUAGCAACACUGAGACACACACCAGAGGACCUACUCAGCUGUAA
Molecule: messenger RNA, 2881 nt
Organism: Gadus chalcogrammus (walleye pollock)
Lineage: Eukaryota; Metazoa; Chordata; Actinopteri; Gadiformes; Gadidae
Gene: slc9a5
Product: solute carrier family 9 member A5
Exons: 17
Coding region: 26-2881 (951 amino acids)
Biological process (GO): proton transmembrane transport; regulation of pH; sodium ion transport
Cellular component (GO): membrane
Molecular function (GO): sodium:proton antiporter activity
Source: RefSeq, a predicted model, not a curated record